AUGGCUGCUUUCACUUGCUCCGCCGCAGACCUCCACCCUCUUCUUGGCACCGAUGCUAAUGCCACAGCCUUUGCUGAAUUCAUAUGUGGACGUUUUGAUGCCAUUUCAGACAAGUUUGUUGACACAACCUAUGCAGUUGAUAACACUUACCUUCUCUUCUCUGCGUACCUUGUCUUUGCCAUGCAGCUUGGCUUUGCUAUGUUAUGUGCUGGUUCUGUCCGUGCCAAGAACACCAUGAACAUCAUGCUUACCAAUGUCCUUGAUGCUGCAACCGGUGGAAUUUUCUUUUACAUCUUUGGUUUUGCAUUGGCUUUUGGUACCCCUUCCAAUGGUUUCAUUGGGAAACACUUCUUUGGUCUAAAUGAUUUCCCUUCACAGUCUUUUGACUAUGGAUUUUUCCUCUAUCAAUGGGCUUUUGCCAUUGCUGCUGCUGGGAUUACAAGUGGUUCCAUUGCAGAGAGGACACAAUUUGUUUCCUAUUUGAUUUACUCAUCAUUCUUGACUGGUUUUGUUUAUCCCGUUGUGGCUCAUUGGUUCUGGUCUGCUGAUGGUUGGGGUAGUCCUGCUCGGGCAGAGAAUCUGUUGUUUGGAUCUGGGGUCAUUGAUUUUGCUGGUUCAGGUGUUGUUCACUUGGUUGGAGCUGUUGCUGGAUUCUGGGGUGCAUUCAUUGAAGGCCCUCGUAUUGGAAGAUUUGAUCAUGGAGGAAAACCUGUGCCAAUGAGAGGACACAGUGGUACCUUGGUUGUUUUGGGAACAUUCUUGUUGUGGUUUGGAUGGUAUGGAUUCAACCCUGGCUCAUUUCUUAACAUCUUGAAGACCUAUGGAGAUAGUGGUUCUUAUUAUGGACAAUGGAGUGCUAUUGGGAGGACUGCAGUGACCACAAGUCUUGCUGGAUGCUCAGCAGCAUUGACCACACUCUUUGGCAAACGUAUCCAAACUGGGCAUUGGAUUGUCACAGAUGUUUGCAAUGGUUUGCUUGGUGGGUUUGCUGCAAUCACUGCAGGGUGUGCUUUUGUGGACCCUUGGGCAGCAAUCAUAUGUGGGUUUGUAGCUGCUUGGGUUCUCAUUGGAUGCAACUUGCUAGCAGAGAAAUUCAAGUAUGAUGACCCAUUGGAGGCUGCACAACUUCAUGGUGGUUGUGGCAUAUGGGGGAUUAUCUUCACUGCUCUAUUUGCUAAGAAACAAUAUGUAAAUGAGGUCUACCCAGGGCUUCCUGAUAGGCCUUAUGGAUUGCUCAUGGGAGGGGGUGCAAAGCUCUUGGCAGCACAUGUUAUGCAGAUUUUGGCCAUCGUAGGUUGGGUGAGUCUCACCAUGGGAUUGGUGUUCUUUGUGCUGCACAAACUCAAUUUACUGAGGACUUCACCUGAUGAGGAGAUGGCUGGAUUGGACUUAACCAGCCAUGGUGGAUUGGCAUAUGAGUAUCAUGAAGAUGAACAACCC
Gastrolobium bilobum is the source of this 1440-nucleotide messenger RNA. Its product is annotated as ammonium transporter 1 member 4-like. Gene Ontology annotation, molecular function: ammonium channel activity. Gene Ontology annotation, biological process: ammonium transmembrane transport; ammonium homeostasis. NCBI's taxonomy places the organism in Eukaryota, Viridiplantae, Streptophyta, Magnoliopsida, Fabales, Fabaceae. The annotation marks the transcript as partial. Gene Ontology annotation, cellular component: membrane. The record is from RefSeq and is a predicted model, not a curated record. The transcript is spliced from 2 exons.